Molecule: messenger RNA, 3019 nt
Organism: Aspergillus steynii IBT 23096
Lineage: Eukaryota; Fungi; Ascomycota; Eurotiomycetes; Eurotiales; Aspergillaceae
Product: Pfs, NB-ARC and Ankyrin domain protein
Exons: 3
Coding region: 204-2789 (861 amino acids)
Biological process (GO): nucleoside metabolic process
Molecular function (GO): protein binding; catalytic activity
Source: RefSeq, a predicted model, not a curated record
UCCUCUCCCAGAUAAAAGCAUGGCACGAUUGCGGAUGUAUUGUUUACAGCGGACUACGAGCACAAAGACAGAAACUGCGAAUGUCAGGUAGAUGUCUGCACUGACCAAGGAAUUAUUGCUCGUCGGCAGGAAUCUCGGAUCUCGACACCGUUCGUACACUUCGGACUACUUGCAUCCGGCGACACAGGAUCAUUGGAUUUGAAAUGGAAGGGGCAGGAAUAUGGGAAAAUCUCCAGUGUCUCUUGGUCAAAGGUGUAAGUGAUUAUGCCGACAGCCAUAAGAAUGACCAAUGGCAAUAUUAUGCGGCGGCGAGUGCAGCGGCUUAUGCCGAUGCUUCCGACCGUGCGAAUCUACGGAAGAGGCCAGCAGAGGACACAGAGAUUGCGGAUCAAAUAGAAGAAAGGGCCUCUAUCGACAUUUUAUCAUUUCCACAGGCCCAGUACCGCUUGGAAGAGAUAGCAGAAGCACACCAGGAGACGUGUAAAUGGAUAUUGGAGCGAGAGGAGUAUCAAGCCUGGAUGAAUGGGGUUGAUUUGGCAACCCACGGCGGCUUUUUCUGGAUGAAGGCAAAGCCCGGAGCCGGGAAAUCCACGAUGAUGAAGUAUAUCUUGUCGAACAUCAACAAACAACAAACCGAUACUUUGAGCUUGUCUUACUUCUUUCAUGCUCAAGGGGUUGGCCUGGAGAGGUCGACGAUAGGCAUGUAUCGCUCGCUCUUGCAUCAGCUGCUUACAUCCAAAUCCGUUCCGUCCAGUGCGAAGAAUGCCUAUCUUAGCUUUGUAGCUGGGAUGCAAACUGAAGGGGUGAGUGUGAAAUGGAGACUAAGAGACCUCAAGAACAUCCUUCUGUCAACGAUAAAAUCUCUGGUUGGCCACCGCAUUAUCUUGUUGAUUGAUGCCCUUGACGAGUGUAACCAAACGGAGAUAGGUGACAUGAUAUCAUUUGUUCAAAAGAUGGCACUCUCUGCUAACGCCGCUGGUGUGAAAUUGAGUAUCUGUUUGGCAAGCCGACAUUAUCCACAAAUCAGGAUCGAGCAGGGUACCGAGUUCAUACUGGAGUACCAAGAGGAACAUCAAUGUGACAUGAGAAAGUAUGUCGGGAAGAAGUUGAUGGGAGGAAGAUCGAAGAAGGUUGAUGAAAUCAGAGAAGAGAUUUGCCGACGAGCAGCGGGCGUUUUCCUAUGGGUCGCGCUUGUGGUGCGUUCGCUGAACGAGGCCUUUCAUAGCGGCAAAGUUCAUGCAGUGCGUCAGCGGCUGAACGAGAUUCCCGACGGACUUGACGAGCUAUUUACUGAUAUUCUAACACGAGACACCAACGAUGUCUGUGAGUUGAUUAUCUGUUUGCAGCUGGUUCUCUUUGCCCAGCGUCCCUUAUCUCGAGAAGAGCUGUACUUUGCGGUCAUGUUUGCGACUGCCGAGAUAGGCCAAAGAGACAUCGACUGGCCCCUCGACGACUUUGUAGGGAGUUUCAUCCUGAAUAUAUCUAAAGGUCUUGUGGAGAUCACCAGGUCUAAAGCACGAACGGUUCACUUCAUCCACGAAUCUGUGCGAGACUUUUUGCUCCGGGGAGAUGGUUUCAAUAAAUUGCAGAUGGGACUCCAAGAAAAUACAGUCGGUAACUCCCAUGACAGAAUCGCACAAGUCUGCUUUCAGUAUAUAGCCCAGAUUGACGAAGGCGAGACUGAUGAAGGGGGAAGUGAAGCCACCCUGGAAACUUUGAGCAACCUACCACGCGCGUCAAAGAAAGAAUUCAUAAGGGCUAACUUCCCAUUUCUUGAUUACGCGAUCCGCAGUCUGCUCUAUCAUAGCAAUGUCGCUGAAGCUAGCGGUGCUUCGCAAGCUGACCUUCUUCAAGAGCUUUGUGCUUCCUUUGAUCAUUUCAAGAAGAUACACAACGCUGUUGAGCCCUACAAGAGUCGUCAAUAUGGUUGGAAUGCCAGUUUUCUGUACUUUUUGGCAGAGAAGGGCCUGAAAUACCUCGUUAGGCGAGAACUCCUUCGCGCUCCAUUUGACUGGCGAGAAACCGGAAAAUAUGGCAGUCCAAUUGGUGUCGCCCUUUAUCUCGGCAACAUGGGAACGAUUCGGGCUUUGUUAGGUUGCGAUAUUGACAGGGCUGUCUCUAGCGAUGAUGCCUUGUUCAAACCAGAAAUGAUCAGUCGUAUGCAGCAAUACUUGAUGGAUACUAGCCGGCUAAGCCGACCUCCACCGAAUUCAAAGCUCUCAUCCCUCGUGACAUAUGCGAUCGAGGGGAACCAUGAAUCCGUGCUUGCUCUUCUUUGUAAGACUGGUCAAGUGGAUCUCGGAAAACCCCUGAAUAAUGGAUGGGUGCCAUUACUCUGGGCGGUCGAACGUGGGAAGAAAAAUGCUGUUCAGGCGCUUCUGAAGUCUGGUCGGGUCAACGUCGAAAAUGAUUAUCAUGGAAGUCUUUCAGCCUUGAAAACAGCAUUUAUGAAAGGCAAAGAGGAUACCGCCAUUGCUCUACUUGACCAUGAUGUGAGCCCUCAUUGGGUGGAUCCUUUGAAUGGGAAGUCGUCCAUUCAUUGGGCAGUGAGCGGAAAUAAUGAAGCUUCACUAAAAAGACUAAUUGGACUGGGGUGUGAUAUUUCUCAUUUGGACCACUUCGGGCGAGAUCCGUUAUCCUACGCAAUCGAGAAUGGUCAAGUUGGAAUAGUGCGGAUUUUGAUCGAUCGGAUGUUGGUUGAUUUCAAUGGGGAAAAGAGCCAUGGACGGAAAAGCCUUAUUGUACGCAGUCAAGAACAACAGACCCGAAAGCUUGCAAAUUUUGGUUAGCCACGGUAUAGUGGACACUGUGGUAAAAGAUGACUGUGGACGGGACGCCUUAUCAUACGCCUCUGAGAAAGGGAGCGUCGAAAUGGUGCGAAUUUUGAUCGACAGCGGUGUGGUGGACAUCGACAGAAAGGAUUACUUGGGACGAACCCCUUUCGCGUGGGCUGCAGAUCCCCAUUUAAUUGAACCGCAUCUGACUCAAAACCAGACGGCUGUGAUGUAUUUACUACGAA